GGGAGAGGCAAAGAGGCUGGGAGGGGGGGAAGAGCAAGGAGAGCUGGAGUUUAAUUCGGGCCCACCAGGUGGACACGCACUCCGGGAAUUGGCUGCUCCACCUCAGCCGCGGGCUGGGCCCUGCCCCGGGACUCCCUCCGUACACUGUCCCCGGGGAGGGGUAGGGCACCACUGAGGUGCAAACCCCCGGGGGAAGGAGGGGGGGGGAAGCUGACUGCCGCCAUCUUCUGCUUCUGGGCAACACCUCCUAUCCGUCUCCAUUGUGCCGCGCGAUUGCUUUUUCCUCCCCUUUUAUCUCCAGUGGUGAGUGGGACUGCAGAUGGAGCCAGAGGAUAGUGUUAUUGUAAUAAGUGACACUGAAGGAGAGAAUGAUGGUGAAAGCUCAGUGUUUAUUGUCGAAAAUUCUCCAGAAGUUGCUGAUGCAUCCAAAGAGAAAAGGACUGAAGUAAUUGACGAAGAAUGUGGGCUCGCCAUUACAUUCAGUAAAAAGGGCAAUGUGAUGCCACAUGCACGUUACGAUUGUGUGGAGCAAGACUUUACGCGCACAGAAAAUGAGGUAUCUGAGCCUGCGGGUAGCAAUGCAUAUUUCUGUGAGCAGUGCUAUUGUUACAUCUGUGACAAGCCUGCCUCUGAGUGCCAGUACUGGAAACUCCCUUCAAUUUGCCAUUGCAAUGCUCACAAUAAAAGUACAUACUGGAAAGCACAUCGUGAUGUUGCACUAACCGGUGCACUCUCAAUAUUCAAUUUCAACCUGGUUGAUAUUGAUUCAGAGCUUCGACGUGGAGGUGCCUUAUUGCAAAAGUUUUGGAUGGAACUUGCUGUGGAAUAUAACAACUAUUUAAUGGGGAUGAUAACCACUCGGAAUUGCCUGAUUACAUGUAUCUGUGUUUGUCACAAACAAGUUCAAAUAUUCUGUGAACUGUGCCAUUUGAACCAUGUUGAGAUCCGACUGUACAGUUACACUGCAGUGUUUAAUGUUGUGAACAACUUUCUGAAUCAAGCAGAAAAUGAAAAGCCAAAAGCAGCUGCCAUUAUGAUGAUUGGAGUGGCGAAGGAAAUUCUCCUCCAUAAACAGCCUCCACAGGAAACGUUCAACAAGGAUGACCAGACAUCGUCUCCAAGGCAGGCAGUUCCAAUUUUUAUGCGCAGAAUCACCAGUGCAUUGCAGAGAAUGUUGGUAUUGAGUGAUUUCCCUCCUUAUCUAUUUAACAAGUUGAAGGCCUUUUAUAAAACCCUUCCACUUCCUUCUUACUGCUAUGCAUUUACUAAUAGUCUUAAUGUGCUGUCCUGGGAUGACCCUUUUCUGACCUCCAUCCUAAGGGGUCAAAAUAUCACUGGGCACCGACAGAAGAAAGGCAAAAAAGAAAUGUUGUGGGAGGAUGUCACUGUUGUGCAAGCACGAGUGGAAAGAAUGGAGGCAAGAGGAGAAUACAGGGAGUUGAUCCGAUACCUGCGAGUGGUAAAAUGCAGUGACACAUUAAAGUUACGAGCCCUACAAGAUAAAAUUCCAUUCUACUUUUGCAAGUGUGGAGAUUUUCAUGCUGCCACGCAAUCAUUUCAUUCUAAUUCCAACCUUUCUUGCUGCACAGCCUGCCGUUUAACAUCUUACCAAUACAUGAUAUACUUGAAAAUUCUCAAGACUGGAUCUGUACCCGUUGGUUGUGAACUUUCGGAGGAAGGAAGAUGGGUAUUUAUGAAAGGUGCUAAUUUGGUAAAAGAUUGUUUACUGCUAAAGUGUGCACUCAGGAUCCUAUUUGUGAAUGAAGUACUCUACAGAACUGUUCACUGCUGGAGCGGACUGAUUCAAAUUCAAUGCAAUUCAUUGACAUUGACAGAAGAUGUGCUUCAGGUACCACCUCAUAUAUUUGUGAAAACCACAGCUGUCCAUGCAACAGCAAUCAUUGAAGAUCUGAAGAAUGGAAUAGUGGGCAUACCUAAAGCCUUUUCAUCUGCGUUUCACAGAGAAUCUGCAUUGAUUCUUGUAACGGUGGCUGCUGCCCAGAUGCUUCAUCAAAAUCUCUCUGUGAUCAACAUUGUUCUGCCAUUAGUUGUAGCUUAUGGGAAAAAUUUCUGGGCCCUGAAACUCCUGUUUGACUGUCUGAGCAUGAAAGAGGAAGUCUUGCACCAUUUCUGUGGCAUGCUGUGCAGCAAUAUUUAUGUAUAUAAAACCAUGUUGACUGACGCGUUUAAGCGUCAUGAUGCUGACUAUAUCUCUGAUCUGGUGACCCUCUUCCUGUCUUUUAAGCAAGCAACUAUCCAAUCUGUUAGCAUCCCUGUGCUCACCAUUCUUGUGGAGUCAUGGCACGAAUUCAAAAAUAAGGGACAUCACUGGACACAAACUCUUCACAGUUUUCUACAAAGUAAGGUUAUACCAGCUAUGGAAAUGUUGAACACUGCCCAGUUUGUAGAGUUACGGAAUAAACUGAGCCAGCUAAUUUAAGAGGGGAGAAAAUGGACACGUCCUGGGACAUAUCCAACUCAUUGACCUCUGUGGGAAAAUGUGGAUUACAGUGAGCAUGCAUAAUUGAAUAUCAAUGAUUCUGAUAUUUGGUCCUUAAAUAACUUAUUACAGUGAUCAAAUGUCUCAAUUGUAAUUAUUAUACAAUAGUGAAUACUCAACACAAAUGGAAUCUUUACAGUCUUUUUAAAAAAAAAACUGUCACCUUUGACAAUUAUUCCACUGUUCAUAGGUGGAGUAUCUUGAAGGAUAUCAACAUUUCAUCAGAAAGCAAUUAAAAUGUUGGUGUUAAGAUGUCCAGUAUGUAAAUAUUUUCUCAGUUACCAGGUUAAAUAUAUUGUGUUUCAGAGUAGUCAAGUAUUUUACAAAAUGUGACUGAACUGAGGAAGGGAAUGUUCAGUUCACACAAUAAGAAAUUGUCUUAUUUAUUUAGCAUUUCAGCAAGAAGAUCAUAAGAUAUAGUGUGUUUAUACCAAGCAGGUGCUACAAAGUAAAGAACAAAUUUUCUAUUUUUCAAUGGAAAUUAAGAGAACUGUGUUUUUCAGAUGACCAUUAAUUAACGUCCAUUGCUGUGUUUGUUUCUCAUAGUUAGGCCAGGUCAGCUGGAAUGCCAAAAUCAUUCUAGUUUAUUCAAUACAAAACUCCAUUGUGUCUUAUACAGUGGAGACUGACGCUUGGUGCUGUGAAAAUAAAAGCCUGCAUUGUAAUUUUAUAGAAUCCUUUCAAGAGUGCUUUCUUCACUUGAGAGUCCAUACUCUUUUUUUAAAAUAAGACAUUGCAUUGGCUGGAAUUGUAUUCCAGAACAUUGUAUUUAUAUUGAUCCUGAUUUUCCUUUCUACAACACUCUAUUGCAUAUCAGCAGAGCAGAGCUACAGCUGCACUGUUUUGACACUGCAGUCUCCUGCUCUUGGCUUUGUGCCUUUUUAAAUUUUGAAGAAGUGACACUUAUGCAAUACAGAAUUUUCUUUUUGAAAAACCUUUGAAAUGUACUGAGAUUUACCAAAACUCAAUUUUAUUCUUGCAUUUCCGAAUGUACUUCAAUGCAAGUAUUUGGGUCCUUUUGUGAAUUCGCAUCAUUCACCUUUUGAGUUUGCAUUUUCUUUUUGUCACUGUCUUCAGAAUGCAUCUACGAAUUUGGUGCCUUUCUAAUUAAGGGCUAUCUAAUGCGGUUUUAAAAAAAAAAGGCCUCUAACUUUUGGAAAAGUUCACAGAAAGUAGACAAUCUCUUUAUACCUCUCUUUUGUGGUCGUUAACAGUCUCUGCAUAUUGAGUGUGUGGUUCUGGCUGUUGGUACCACUUCAUGUUUUUGCUAUUGCUCACAAACUAAAACACUUUAAUUGCAGUAGGUAAAACUUGCAAUAGGUAUGAAAUUUUGUUUCAGGAUUUUAGGAAGAACUUAUAUUUUUCUACAGGUUCUGUGAAGUUUGUCUUUUUAAAAUCUGUUUUUCAAUGUAUUAAUUCAAUAAAGGUUUCAAUUUCAAGAA
This is a messenger RNA of Hemiscyllium ocellatum (epaulette shark), 3942 nucleotides long. RefSeq lists its product as uncharacterized. The record is from RefSeq and is a predicted model, not a curated record. The transcript is spliced from 20 exons. Bases 320 to 2440 code for a protein of 706 amino acids. Lineage: Eukaryota; Metazoa; Chordata; Chondrichthyes; Orectolobiformes; Hemiscylliidae.